GAUGUGUACAAGAGACAGUGCUUUGAUGACUGGAAACCAAUUUCCCUUGACCCUGUGCUUCUGAGUGGUCUGCUGAGGAACGAUGGGAGGACAGCCCAGCAGAGGGAAAACCCAGCCAAGCCCAAGCUCAAGCCCCUCUGUCCAAGGCCCAGGCCCUGUGCCCACGCAAGCAGAGAGAAACAGGGCCACAGCUGUGGCCCUGAGCAGUUUCCCGGUAGGCGAGCACACAGAGCUGUCGCUGAGACUGGGGGAGCCGUUGACCAUCAUCUCUGAAGAUGGAGACUGGUCGACGGUGGUGUCAGAAGUUUCAGGCACAGAAUAUAACAUCCCCAGCAUCCACGUGGCCAAAAUCUCCCAUGGGUGGCUGUAUGAGGGCCUGAGCCGGGAGAAAGCUGAGGAACUGCUGUUACUGCCUGGAAACCCCGGAGGGGCCUUCCUCAUCCGGGAGAGCCAAACCAGGAGAGGCUUUUAUUCCCUGUCAGUCCGCCUCAGCCGCCCUGCAUCCUGGGACCGGAUCAGACACUACAGGAUUCAGCGCCUUGAUAAUGGCUGGCUGUACAUCUCACCACGCCUCACCUUCCCCUCACUCCAGGCCUUGGUGGACCAUUACUCUGAGUUGGCGGAUGACAUCUGCUGCCUACUCAGGGAGCCCUGUGCCCUGCGGAGGGCUGGCUCACUCCCUGGCAAGCCUAUACCCCCACCUGUGAUUGUGCAGAGGACACCACUCAAUUGGAAAGAGCUGGACAGUUCCCUCCUGUUCUCUGAAGCACCUGGCACAGGGGAGGCCUCCCUCCUCAGUGAGGGACUCCGGGACGCCCUCAGCUCCUACAUCAGCCUGACUGAUGACAGCUCCUUGGAUGAUGCCAGGGACCAAAGCAGAGACCAAAAGGGAAUCCAAGGCUGCGGCACCUAGACUCCCAGCUCAGCUCAGCUGGAGCAUUCAAGGCAAUCCAGGGUCCCACCUAUAUCCUCUCUCAGCCCUAAGAAGUCACUUAACCUUCUCCCAGUGCCAUGAACCCACCUGUAACCUCUAGUUCAAAUACAGACCAGCUGAAAAUAGGGACAGCGCUCCGAAGAGACUAAACCUCUGGGGUUUGACCCAGUCAGUACCUGAGUUUGGGAUUUCCAGUACCAUCUUCCACCCCUGCCUGUUGAGUCCCCUUCUAUACCUCCAUAGCCCCAUCCAUGAGGUAGAAACCACCACUAGCUUCAAGAAAAAAAAAAUCAUUUAAAGAGAAUUUACAUGUCUCACAAUACCAUACCUCAGAAGGUAGGAUUAUAGCCUAGAAGGGACAGGAAAGCAGAAGGGAUGGAUAUCUUACCCAGCAACAGAAUCCAGGAUGUCCAGCCCCUAUCUGGCCCCCAGAACAAAGAGGACCUCUGACAGUCCAAGUUGUCAAACAGCCUCAUCAAGCCUCUUCUCCAGAUAGUCCUAGCUCUGAGUUCUUUCGUUUUGUGGCUUAUCAUUUGAACCUGUCUAAGCUUUCCUGGCUACAAUGGCCUUGCCAUCUUGUGGCCAAAUGCAAAAUGGCACCUUCUGGGCCUAGCACACUGUAGUGAGGUCAGUCAUGUCUCUCAGUGCAGGACAGGGAUAUCAGAAGUCGGUAAGCCUCUCUCCACAAAGCUAAGGCCACAGCCUACACCAGCUCUAGCCCCUCACUUCCCUGCUGCCCAUUAAGGAAAAGAGGCCUGGCUGGAGCUGCUAUAGGAGCAGGGGGAAGAGGAAGGGGAAUGGGGAUGGAGGGCAGGGUUUGGAGGCAAGAUAUUAGGUGGGAAAGGCUUUAACAGGUAUCAUCAACAGAUUCUCAAUUAAAGAUUUGAUUUAUUCAAGUAUCUGAAAACAUUCUACAAUGGAAAUUGUUAUUAGAUGGUGCCUGUACUGUGCUAUGGACCACGCACAUACUGCCAUACUGUUUUCAGAAGACUUGAAAUGCCACUGAUAGUUUAAAAACUGUACACGUGAUGGAGAAGUGAGGAAGACAAUGUUUCAUCCGGAUCCAGAGGUGCAUCAAAUUGAACGACAGCUCCAGUCAGCAAACAGGUAUUUCAUGAUGAUAUCCAAGAAGAAAUGGUUGGUGAUGGACAAUUCAGAAAUGCUUCCCCAAAAGGUGGAUGGUUCUUUAAAAAGUUUCAGAUCACAACCCUUGCAGAAAACACUGAUGCCCGACACGCUGAUUCUUGGUCCAAGAAACAUGGGUCUUUCAGGUUCCACAUGGCUGGGGCACCCCUACAAUCAUGUUUCUGUGCUGUAACCAGGAGGGUCCUUUGGACCGGACAGAGAGCGGGUAGGAUCUGUAUACCAUCAGUCAUAGUGGAUGGCAGUGUAAAAAAUGAUCCAAAUGACCUAGAGAGGAGACAAGCAAUGUUUAUAAGUCAUCUGGGUCCACAUGGGCCCCUACUCCACAAAACCAAAAUGGCAAAGAAUGUGUUGUGUAUGGUGGGCUUCCCAGGGGCUAUCCAAUGCAAUCUGCCUGAAAGCCCACAUAAUCUCACUGAAAUCAAGCUGUCUCUAACAGAGCCCAGGACAACCCACCAGUGCUCCAAAAGGGACCGUGGACAAGCUUCUCUUUCAACUAAAGAGCAACUGGAGCACCAGAAGUGGAGUUACAGAUGUGGAAAUGAUACAGGUAAAGCAGACUAUACUGCCAGUGUUAGGAUCAGCAACAAAUGUGAAAAACAAACCACCAUCAUACCCUGUCAGCUUCCUAUCAAAUAAACAGAUUCUCAAAACUA
This is a messenger RNA of Prionailurus viverrinus (fishing cat), 2733 nucleotides long. It is a transcript of the gene SLA2, whose product is annotated as Src like adaptor 2. The coding region runs from base 83 to 913 and encodes 276 amino acids. The record is from RefSeq and is a predicted model, not a curated record. The transcript has 11 exons. NCBI's taxonomy places the organism in Eukaryota, Metazoa, Chordata, Mammalia, Carnivora, Felidae. Gene Ontology annotation, molecular function: protein binding.